This is a messenger RNA of Ziziphus jujuba (common jujube), 3042 nucleotides long. Its product is annotated as protein VAC14 homolog. Gene Ontology annotation, cellular component: PAS complex; endosome membrane. The transcript is spliced from 20 exons. Gene Ontology annotation, biological process: phosphatidylinositol biosynthetic process; positive regulation of kinase activity. The coding region runs from base 493 to 2655 and encodes 720 amino acids. The record is from RefSeq and is a predicted model, not a curated record. NCBI's taxonomy places the organism in Eukaryota, Viridiplantae, Streptophyta, Magnoliopsida, Rosales, Rhamnaceae.
ACAGCAGGGAACUGCCACGGCGGGGCUCAAACGCGACGCACCAACGAAAAAAAAAAAAAAAAAAAGAAAGAAGAAGAAGAAAAUAUUCAAAACCCCAAAAGAAAAAAUAAUAAAAAAAUAAUAAUAUAAAACAAAAAUUAAGAAAAAAAGAAAGGGGAAAAGGAAGGUCGCUGGAAAAUUGUGUUUUGCAUUUUUUUUUUUUUCAUAAAUUGCGAUUCAUUUCCGUCUUUUACUGGAUCUGAAUUUUUCCUCUGGGGAAAAAUUUUUCUCAGAGAAGGGAAAAAAAAAAAAAAAGAAAACAAUUCGAAAAAUUUUCGAUUUUUCAACUUGGCAAAAACCCUAGAGAAAUAUGUUCCGGUUUGAGCAAGAAAAGAUCCGAAAACGGCUUUGAUUUUCCGUUUAUUCUACUGUUUCUUUUUUCUCUUUUAUUCUUUCUGUUUUUCCAGUGAGGGAGAUUGAUUUUUCUCUGAUUCAAAAGAGGGGUUUUUGAACAUGGCCGAUGCUCUUUCUGUGAUUCCCGCAGCUGUGCUCCGCAAUCUUUCAGAUAAGCUUUACGAGAAGCGUAAGAAUGCUGCUUUAGAGGUUGAGGGAAUUGUCAAACAGCUUGCCGCGGCUGGGGAUCACGAUAAGAUAACAGCGGUGAUCAAGUUGUUAACUACGGAAUUUACUUAUUCGCCGCAAUCGAAUCACAGGAAGGGAGGAUUGAUAGGAUUAGCUGCUGCGACCGUUGGGUUGACAACAGAAGCUGCCCAACAUCUUGAGCAAAUUGUACCUCCUGUGCUUAAUUCUUUUUCUGAUCAAGAUAGCAGAGUACGUUACUAUGCUUGUGAAGCUCUAUACAACAUUGCAAAGGUUGUAAGGGGGGAUUUCAUAGUAUUCUUUAAUCAGAUUUUUGAUGCCUUAUGUAAACUUUCGGCAGACUCAGAUGCCAAUGUACAAAGUGCUGCUCAUCUUUUAGAUCGGCUUGUGAAGGAUAUUGUAACUGAAAGCGAUCAAUUCAGCAUUGAAGAAUUUAUACCACUGUUGAGGGAGCGCAUGAAUGUCCUGAACCCCUAUGUUCGCCAGUUUUUGGUAGGAUGGAUAACUGUUUUAGACAGUGUUCCAGAUAUCGAUAUGCUGGGAUUUCUUCCUGAUUUUCUUGAUGGUCUGUUCAAUAUGUUAAGUGAUUCUAGUCAUGAAAUAAGGCAACAAGCUGAUUCAGCUCUCUCUGAGUUUCUCCAGGAAAUCAAGAACUCCCCAUCUGUAGAUUAUGGUCGCAUGGCUGAAAUUCUGGUGCAGAGAGCAGCUUCUCCAGAUGAAUUUACUCGGUUAACGGCUAUAACAUGGAUAAAUGAGUUUGUAAAACUUGGUGGAGACCAGCUUGUUCCUUACUAUGCUGAUAUUUUGGGAGCCAUUUUACCCUGCAUAUCUGAUAAAGAAGAGAAAAUUAGAGUGGUUGCCCGUGAAACCAAUGAAGAGCUUCGUACGAUCAAGGCUGAUCCAGCUGAAGGAUUUGAAGUUGGACCAAUCCUCUCUAUUGCAAGGAGGCAAUUAUCCAGUGAAUUUGAGGCUACUAGAAUUGAAGCAUUACACUGGAUAUCAACCUUAUUAAACCGACAUCGUACUGAGGUCUUGAGUUAUCUGAACGACAUAUUUGAUACUCUUCUCAAAGCACUUUCAGAUCCUUCUGACAAGGUGGUGCUUCUGGUUCUUGAAGUUCAUGCAUGCAUCGCAAAAGAUCCACAACAUUUCCGUCAUCUUGUUGUUUUCCUGGUACACAAUUUCCGGGUUGAUAAUUCUCUUCUGGAGAAACGUGGUGCUUUGAUAAUCCGUCGACUUUGUGUACUUUUGGAUGCUGAAAGGGUCUAUAGGGAACUCUCUACAAUACUAGAAGGUGAAUCUGAUCUGGAUUUUGCAUCCAUUAUGGUUCAGGCUUUGAACUUGAUUUUACUUACAUCCUGUGAAUUAUCUGAACUUCGAAAUCUUCUAAAACAAUCACUUGUGAAUUCCUCGGGGAAGGACUUGUUUGUUUCUUUGUAUGCUUCGUGGUGCCACUCACCCAUGGCAAUUAUAAGUCUCUGCUUAUUAGCUCAGACAUAUCAACAUGCGAGUGCUGUGAUUCAAUCUCUGGUGGAGGAGGAUAUUAAUGUCAAAUUUUUGGUCCAGCUGGAUAAGUUGAUUCGGUUGUUGGAAACUCCAAUCUUUGCAUAUCUUAGAUUACAGCUUCUUGAACCUGGAAGAUAUAUAUGGUUGUUGAAAGCCUUAUAUGGUCUUUUAAUGCUCCUUCCCCAGCAAAGUGCAGCCUUCAAGAUACUACGAACCCGUUUAAAAACUGUGCCAUCAAACUCAUUCGGUGGUGAUCAACUAAAGCAGAGUUCUUCUGGUAACCCUUAUCAGAUUCUACAUCACAUCCAAGGUGGAUCACAAAUCACUGAAGAUGGUGACAUAAACCAGGACAAUAAGAAUUCACAUAAUGGAAUUAACUUCGUUGCAAGAUUACAACAGUUUGAGCAUAUGCAGCACCAGCAUCGGCUGCAUGCCAAAUCACAUGUACAAUCUCUCGGUAAUCCCACUUCUACAUUAACAAAGGAGGUGCAAAGACCUGAAGAACCCAGGAGACCAUCAUCGGACAUUAAUAAGCCUCCGUCAAAAACAUCAAGGAGAGGGCCCGGGUAGCUGAUGGUAAUUGUAUACUGAUCUCAGCAUAUGCAAAGCCAUGAAUGAGAUCUCUGGUAUAAUGUGUAAAAUUGUAUAUCAUAGAUUGUUCUGUUGAACCCCUAUGGAGGUUGGGAUAUUUAAAAUUGGGUUUUCGAAUUGAGAUAGGCUCAGUCUUGGCUGAGCUAUUCUUUCGACUUUGUAAACGGAACAAGCCCACGUGGUUCUGGUUUUUUGUUUUGUUUCUUUUUUUUUGUUUUUUUUGUUUUUUUUUAAAUUGAAAACUAUGUGGGCUAGAGGGAGAUAUUUAAAAUUUUAGAAGAUGCAGUUUGUUCUUUUCUGUUCCAUACAGCAAUGUUCAUAUGAAGAAAAAAAUAAUAAUAAGAAUCAGCUAAUUCGUGUACACAA